AUGGCGGACGAGCCAGAGGGACAGCCAGAAAGCUACACUAAAAAGAAGGAGUAUACGUUUCACAAGACUCUAGGGAAAGGCACGUUUGGUGUCGUUCGAUCUGCUGUUCGAACAUUGCCGGACGGAACACGUCGCCAUGUGGCGAUCAAGAUCAUGAGUAAAGUGUUAUUGCAAGGCAAAGAGGAGAAUGUUAUGAAAGAAAUUGAGAUGCUGCAAAGUCUAGACCAUCCCCACAUUGUGAAACUUCUGGACUGGUUUGAGUCCAAAGACAAGUUUUACCUCGUAUUCGAAGAGGCAAGUGGUGGCGAGCUUUUUGAUCGGCUUGCUCGUGGCCGGUUUACGGAGAAAGUGGCCUGUCGUACAAUCUAUGUGAUUCUGGAAGCUGUUGCAUACAUGCAUAGUCAUAACACUGUGCAUCGUGAUAUCAAGCCAGAGAACAUAUUAUAUCGAUCCAAUGCGGAAGACGCUAAUAUAGUGCUUGUGGAUUUUGGGAUUGCUGCGCAUCUUCGGAAUCAAGAAGAUACCAACUUGGAUGGAAUGUGCGGCAGUAUUGGCUACGCGGCCCCUGAAGUGGUAGCGCAGAAGACCUAUGGAAAGCAAGUGGAUAUGUGGGGCCUGGGUGUCGUUACGUUUUGCAUGCUCUGUGGAUAUGCUCCUUUUUCAUCUGGCAAUGCUGAUUUGUUCCGUGAACAGCUUGAACGGUAUGAUAUCACAUUCGAUCCUAAGUACUGGGAUACUGUGAGCAAGGAAGGCAUUGACUUUGUGAAGCGAUGCCUCACACGUGAUCCUGACGAGCGCAUCACGUCCAUGGAAGCGCUAAACCAUCCCUGGUUCGCAAUGCUGUGGGACGACGAGGAUGAGGGCUAUGAUGUAAGCGCAGGCAUUCGUGAUAAUUACCGUACAAAAUGGAAGAAGGCCGUCUCGACAGUGCGAGCUGCGCAACGUUUCCAAAUCGCCGGUGAAGUCUCUCGUGUGAAUGCCGCGCAUUACGCGAAUGGAGAGCCUCCUUCGCCACUAUACUCAGACGAUGAAGACCCAGACGCUUCCUUCUAUAAUGCCCGCAGCCAAGCUCAUACCCCGCAACGUGAUGCGCCACCUAGCGCAGCCCCUGCGACUCUCUGGGAGAAGCUUACAAGCUUAGUGGCCUCCUUGCACUAA
This is a messenger RNA of Malassezia pachydermatis, 1158 nucleotides long. RefSeq names its product calcium calmodulin-dependent protein kinase. Gene Ontology annotation, molecular function: ATP binding; calcium/calmodulin-dependent protein kinase activity. The record is from RefSeq and is a predicted model, not a curated record. The transcript is spliced from 2 exons. Bases 1 to 1158 code for a protein of 385 amino acids. Lineage: Eukaryota; Fungi; Basidiomycota; Malasseziomycetes; Malasseziales; Malasseziaceae. Gene Ontology annotation, biological process: cellular response to oxidative stress; protein phosphorylation.